AUGGUCCUUCUGUUGAUCCUGUCAGUCCUGCUUUUGAAAGAAAAUGUCCGUGGGAGCGCACAGUCCAGCGAGCGGAGGGUGGUGGCGCACAUGCCGGGCGACAUCAUCAUCGGGGCUCUGUUUUCCGUCCACCACCAGCCCACGGUGGACAAGGUUCACGAGCGCAAGUGCGGGGCGGUGCGGGAGCAGUACGGCAUCCAGCGGGUGGAGGCCAUGCUGCACACCCUGGAGCGGAUCAACUCGGACCCCACGCUGCUGCCCAACAUCACGCUGGGCUGCGAGAUCCGGGACUCCUGCUGGCACUCGGCCGUGGCCCUGGAGCAGAGCAUCGAGUUCAUAAGGGACUCACUCAUCUCCUCGGAGGAGGAGGAAGGCCUGGUGCGCUGCGUGGACGGCGCCUCGUCAUCCUUCCGCUCCAAGAAGCCCAUCGUGGGCGUCAUCGGGCCAGGCUCCAGUUCGGUGGCCAUUCAGGUCCAGAACCUGCUCCAGCUUUUCAACAUACCUCAAAUCGCCUACUCGGCCACAAGCAUGGAUCUGAGCGACAAAACUCUGUUCAAGUACUUCAUGAGGGUCGUGCCUUCCGAUGCCCAGCAGGCACGCGCCAUGGUGGACAUCGUGAAGAGGUACAACUGGACCUACGUGUCGGCUGUGCACACAGAAGGCAACUAUGGAGAAAGUGGAAUGGAAGCUUUCAAAGAUAUGUCCGCCAAGGAAGGGAUUUGCAUCGCUCAUUCUUACAAAAUCUAUAGCAAUGCGGGGGAGCAGAGCUUCGAUAAACUGCUCAAGAAGCUCACGAGCCACUUGCCCAAGGCGCGGGUGGUGGCCUGUUUCUGUGAGGGCAUGACCGUGAGAGGGCUGCUGAUGGCCAUGCGGCGCCUGGGGCUGGCCGGAGAGUUCCUGCUUCUGGGCAGUGACGGCUGGGCGGACAGGUACGAUGUGACAGAUGGCUAUCAGCGAGAAGCUGUUGGUGGAAUCACAAUCAAGCUCCAGUCUCCCGACGUCAAGUGGUUUGAUGAUUAUUAUCUGAAGCUCCGGCCAGAAACAAACCUCCGAAACCCUUGGUUUCAAGAAUUUUGGCAGCAUCGCUUUCAGUGCCGGCUGGAAGGGUUUGCACAGGAGAACAGCAAAUACAACAAGACUUGCAAUAGUUCUCUGACUCUGAGAACACAUCAUGUGCAAGACUCCAAAAUGGGAUUUGUGAUCAAUGCAAUCUAUUCCAUGGCCUAUGGGCUCCACAACAUGCAGAUGUCCCUCUGUCCAGGCUACGCGGGCCUCUGUGAUGCCAUGAAGCCAAUUGAUGGACGAAAACUUUUGGACUCUCUGAUGAAAACCAAUUUUACUGGGGUUUCUGGAGACAUGAUCCUAUUUGAUGAGAAUGGAGACUCUCCAGGAAGGUAUGAAAUAAUGAACUUCAAAGAAAUGGGAAAAGAUUAUUUUGAUUAUAUCAAUGUUGGAAGCUGGGACAAUGGAGAAUUAAAAAUGGAUGAUGAUGAAGUAUGGGCCAAGAAAAGCCACAUCAUCAGAUCUGUGUGCAGCGAACCAUGUGAAAAAGGCCAGAUAAAGGUGAUCCGAAAGGGAGAAGUGAGCUGCUGUUGGACCUGCACACCCUGCAAGGAGAACGAGUACGUCUUUGAUGAGUACACCUGCAAGGCGUGCCAGCUGGGGUCCUGGCCCACUGACGACCUCACAGGUUGUGACUUGAUCCCAGUGCAGUAUCUCCGCUGGGGUGACCCCGAGCCCAUCGCAGCCGUGGUGUUUGCCUGCCUGGGCCUGCUGGCCACCCUGUUUGUCACCGCGAUCUUCAUCAUCUACCGAGAUACGCCGGUAGUCAAGUCCUCCAGCAGGGAGCUCUGCUAUAUCAUCCUCGCUGGCAUCUGCCUGGGCUACUUGUGUACCUUCUGCCUCAUUGCAAAGCCCAAACAGAUUUACUGCUACCUGCAAAGAAUAGGCAUUGGUCUCUCCCCAGCCAUGAGCUACUCGGCUCUGGUCACCAAGACCAAUCGGAUUGCGAGGAUCCUGGCAGGCAGCAAGAAGAAGAUCUGCACCAAAAAGCCCCGAUUCAUGAGUGCCUGUGCCCAGCUGGUGAUUGCGUUCAUCCUCAUAUGCAUUCAGCUGGGCAUCAUCGUCGCCCUGUUUAUCAUGGAGCCUCCGGAUAUAAUGCACGACUACCCGAGCAUCCGAGAGGUCUACCUGAUCUGUAACACCACCAACCUGGGGGUCGUCACCCCUCUCGGAUACAACGGACUGCUGAUCCUGAGCUGCACCUUCUAUGCCUUCAAGACCAGAAACGUCCCGGCGAACUUCAACGAGGCCAAGUACAUCGCCUUCACGAUGUACACCACCUGCAUCAUUUGGCUGGCCUUUGUGCCCAUCUACUUCGGCAGCAACUACAAGAUCAUCACCAUGUGCUUCUCCGUCAGCCUCAGCGCCACGGUGGCGCUUGGCUGCAUGUUCGUGCCCAAGGUCUACAUCAUCCUGGCCAAGCCCGAGAGGAACGUGCGCAGCGCCUUCACCACGUCCACUGUGGUGCGCAUGCACGUGGGCGACGGCAAGUCCUCCUCGGCCGCCAGCAGGUCCAGCAGCCUGGUCAACCUGUGGAAGAGGAGGGGCUCCUCUGGGGAAACCCUAAGCUCCAACGGCAAGUCGGUCACCUGGGCGCAGAACGAGAAGAGCAGCCGCGGGCAGCACCUGUGGCAGAGGCUGUCGGUGCACAUCAACAAGAAGGAGAACCCCAACCAGACGGCCGUCAUCAAGCCCUUCCCCAAGAGCCCGGAGGGCCGCGGCGUGGGGGGCGCGGGCGGCGGCGGGCCCGAGCCCCCGGACGCCGGCCCCAAGGCGCGCCCCGCCGCGGCCGAGGCCGAGGAGAGCAGCGCCGCGCCGCGCGCGCCGUCGCCCAUCAGCACGCUGAGCCGGCGCGCGGGCGGCUGCCCCGACGACGAGGACGCGCGCUCGCUGCGCUCGGAGCCCGCGGCGCGCAGCAGCUCGUCUCAGGGCUCGCUGCUGGAGCAGAUCAGCAGCGUGGUGACCCGCUUCACGGCCAACAUCAGCGAGCUCAACUCUAUGAUGCUGGCUGCCCCGGGGGCGCCCGGCGCGGGCGCCGCGCUCUGCUCGGCCUACCUGAUCCCCACGGAGAUGCAGCUGCCCGCCGCCGUGAUGACCACGUUCGCCGAGAUCCAGCCGCCCCCCGCCGCCGAGGCCCCGCCGGCGGAGGGCGCCACCCGGGAGCCUUCCCCCUCGGCGGCGGCGGCCGGGCCCGAGGCUGCGGCCGGCAAGGCGGACCUGGAGGAGCUGGUGGCGCUCACGCCGCCGUCCCCCUUCAGGGACUCGGUGGAUUCUGGGAGCACCACCCCCAACUCGCCGGUGUCCGAGUCGGCCCUGUGUAUCCCGUCGUCUCCCAAGUACGACACGCUUAUCAUCAGAGAUUACACCCAGAGCUCCUCGUCCUUGUGA
Messenger RNA from Rangifer tarandus platyrhynchus (Svalbard reindeer), 3450 nucleotides. The record is from the annotation of a GenBank genome assembly. Lineage: Eukaryota; Metazoa; Chordata; Mammalia; Artiodactyla; Cervidae.